UAAUACGCUGUCUAAAUAGCUUUUCUUCCAAGGAGCAAGCAUCUUUUAAUUUCAUGGCUGCAGUCGUUGUCUGCAGCUAAAUGGUAAACCUUCACGUGCCCUGAUGAAGGCUGACUGAAGCCUCUCCAGAAGGGAGUGGAGAGAGCGGGGCACAUGACACAUGCAUCCUGGACUUCAGCGCCUCUCAGCCCUCAUAAUCCAUGGUAAUUGGAAUAUUUGCCGAGUAAAUAUGCGACCAGUGUCAUAUACACCCAGCUUUCACUAAUCCCUGUUUAAAGCAGAAACCAUGAAUGAUUUAAUCCCCUCGGCUAGCCGAGGGCCACCAUGCUCCCUGGAGGAGCCCAGCCCUCGAUGACUGACUUGGGGUUAGCGUGGCUCCCCUUCCCCCGCCACUGGGGACCCAGCCCCCGCCAGCGGAGCCUCUCGAGGAGUGUCCACCGUGGGUGGCCACAGGUCUGCUGACCCGCUGUGCCAGGCCUUGUUUGAUCCCACAGAGAAGAAAUUAGAAUCCUUCUAACUCAUCGAGAAACAUGGAGUGUGUAGACCUCAUCGAGAAGCACGCUUCCGGCUCACAGUCACCCGUCCACGCCCCUCUGCUCUCCUUUUUGGCAAGUGAUGUUCCUCAGAAAGGAGCACGGGGCUGGGGUGUGGCUGCAGGAGGAAGGUCACAUCCUGCGUGUGGACGACGUGGGGCACGGUCAGUAUCCCCACUUCUCUUUGCCUGGAUUUUUUUUGGCCGUACUGCCUGGCAUGCACGAUCUUUAUUCCCCGACCCAAGAUGGUACUCAGGCCCCCUGCGGUGGUCACACAGGGGCUUACGCGCUGGGCCACCAGGCAAGUCCCACCCAGAUAGUUGGGGGUUGGCAGGAAACCCCUUUACACAGCAUGCCUCUUUCUGCAGUGUGAAGGCUGAGCAGAUCCUGCGUAACCGGAGAUCGCGGUCCUUGGUCUUUUCUUCCUCAGCCCUUCCAUCCGACUCAGGCGGAACACGGAAGGCGGCACCACUUCCAGUCACGAAGAAGCGGGCGUGCAGGAGGCUGGACGCCGCGGCGCCAGAGCGGGACUGCCCCCAGGUGAGGGUGCGCAUCCCAGCGUCCGGGGGCAGCGAGGAGCCCGAGUCCCUGGAUGCCCAGCGCAGAGGCCGCCUGCCCUCACCACGGCCCGACAGCGGCCAGCGCCGACCAGGCAUGGGGGGUCCUCCGGACGGCGGAAGGAGCCGGGCCCAGCCUUGCCCGCGGUGCAUCGCGGGAGAGUCUGUCCUGUCGUGUGGAAGAUUCGAGGUUCAGGUCCUCUUUUUGACGUGUCCGUGUGUCGAGUUGUUGCCUGUCCUGUUUGUUCUGCCUCCGGUGUGUCUCCAGACAAACCCCAUCCAGGCAGCGUGGGGUGGCAUGACGAGACAUCUCAGUCGCUUCUGCAUGAAGGGGCACUUUAACCACACGGAGGGUCGGUAGGAGACCGCGCCGGGAGAAGAAGGUCACAGCCAUGGUUUCGAGCCCUCGUGCAGCGGCGGAUGUGCUCCCCUGGAUGGACCUGGCGCCUCUUGUCCCCACAGCAGCCGCCGUGCUCCCGUUGGGAGGUCCCGCCUCCUCACUCCAGAGCCAGAGAGCCUGCGGACCUCACUCCUCCCGAAGCUGCCUUUCCAGCACAGCCUGCUGGGGACGGUCACGGCUUUAUCUGAGAGUUGAAAGUAUCCGGCAUCCAGCGUCAUAUGCGGUUUGGGAGUCCGCGUCCAGAUGGAAAGCCCCGCUCCAUACUUUUCUGUUGUUUCAAGGGUGUAUCCAGCGCUGCUUAUGUGCUCUUUUUUAAUUAAAAGUCUUAUUUUUAUAUUGAAAAUGCUCUGUAAUCUUACACUGAAUUCUCCUAAAUGUUAGCAGCCAGUCUGUUCCGUGUGAUUUCCCCAACUGAAGUUACCAGGUGUGGGACCACUUUUAUAUUAAAAUAGGAGUUUCU
Molecule: messenger RNA, 1950 nt
Organism: Capra hircus (goat)
Lineage: Eukaryota; Metazoa; Chordata; Mammalia; Artiodactyla; Bovidae
Exons: 5
Coding region: 531-1451 (306 amino acids)
Source: RefSeq, a predicted model, not a curated record